CAAUCGGGAGUACGUCGUUCCUCUUCCAUCAACGCUUUCUCUAGAGUGCUUUGACUAGUUCAAUCACUUUUCUAGUUUCAAGCUUAGUUGUUACAAUUAUAUAUUAAUUCAUUGCACAACUCCCAGUUAGUUAUCAGUCUCUUUUGCAUUGGUGUAACCUUUAUUAUUCAUGAAGCAUGACCGGUCAAAUUUUAAUGUGGUUCCUUUUUGGGCACAAGGAAUCUGAUCAGAUUUAAGUACCACCGAAACAUCAACCUCAAGCUCAACUGCUCAAGUAGUAAAAGUAGAAACAGGGAAAGAAAAAGAGUAGUAGUAUAGUACCUCUGCAACCAAAUGGAACUCUCUAACUCACUCAGCAGUGACAUGAAGAACACCUCAUCUUCUUCCUCUUCCCAUAACCAUGGCAGUUUCCCAAGCCCAGGUGCACCAUAUUACAGGGAAAGAACCAGAGAUCAUCAGAAUCAAAAGGGGUGGAGCUCAGAGAGAGUAUCAAAUUCAAAGCUUAACAACUUCAGCAGAAGACACACCAUGUCUGGGCUAACACCCUUCAAUUUCAUUGGUGGAGGAAGAACAAUGCCUUCUAAAUGGGAUGAAGCUGAGAGGUGGAUUUGUAGUCCAGUUUCAGCAGCUGAGAGCAGAAGAAGAAGCUCACGUUCUCAGCUUCAGCGGCGGCCAAAAUCUAUAAGCGGCCCAAUUGUGCCUCCUCCUCCUCCUGGAGUGGUGGCGGCUAACUUCUACUCACCUGGAAUCCAACAUCGCCAAGGCUUUGUUGUGAGGAACUUGAUGGUGGGGUCCCCUUUCUCCACUGGAGUGCUGGCACCGGUUGCUGUUUCUGUCCACCAUUAUUAUGACCCUCAUGGACAUGAUGUUGAUGAUGGUGUUUCUGUUUAUGGGUGUGACAUUGACAAUGUUGGAAUGCAAUAUGCUGGUCCUGUGCAUUCAUCAACCUCCACUGUACCCAUGUGUUCUCAACUGCCACCAUCUCCUCUCUCUACAGAUGAGAAGCAUGAUGUAUUGAAGAAUGAGGAAACCCUGAUGUCUCUUUCCGCAAGAUGCGAUAAAGGCACCCAAAUGAGCCCUGAAGAAAGUGAGAAUGACUCACAUUCAUCUCGAAAAUCUUCUACCAAUUCAGUCAUGGAUCAACAAGCUUGCCAUUCUCCCAAGUUAGAAGUCAGGGAUGUGCAGGUUGAUUGUCAAGCUACUGUUGUGAGGGGGUCCAAGAGGCAUUCAACCAAAUUGACCAAAAAAGACUCACUACACAGCACAGACUCAAGAGAGAAUAGUGCUGAAGCUCAAGUUACAUGUUGGGAUAUUGAAGAGUCAACCUUAGACAAUUCCAAGUUACAGAGAGAGGAGGCUAAAAUCAUUGCCUGGGAGAAUUUGCAGAAAGCAAAAGCCGAAGCUGCAAUACGGAAACUAGAGAUGAAACUGGAAAAGAAGAGAUCAUCAUCGAUGGAUAAGAUUCUAAACAAGCUGAGAAGGGCACAGUUGAAAGCUGAAAACAAAAGAAGCGUAAUGCCUGUACAACAGGUUUCCAAGCUUUGCAAAGUAUUUUCAUUCCCCAAAUAUGUCCAGAUAUGGUCUCCAGGAACCUGCUUCCGUAGCCAUGCAUCAUAGGUUAUAAAAUAAUGUUACAUUUUCUUAAUGUCACUUGAUGAAGUUGGAAUGUGUUUAUAAAUAAGCCAAAUAAUCUUCACUUGUACCUAGAUGUGUUACUUGUAUAUAAUAAAACACAACGGUUUAUGUGGUGGA
Messenger RNA from Lotus japonicus, 1752 nucleotides. RefSeq lists its product as uncharacterized. NCBI's taxonomy places the organism in Eukaryota, Viridiplantae, Streptophyta, Magnoliopsida, Fabales, Fabaceae. The transcript is spliced from 4 exons. The coding region runs from base 334 to 1617 and encodes 427 amino acids. The record is from RefSeq and is a predicted model, not a curated record.